GGAAUUUUGUCUUUUUUUCCAUUAGAAAUUCUCUAUAUAAGUUUAGGGGGAAAUAUUUUUGUGUUAAUUCGCAAUUCGGGAUUCUAAAAUGAAGACGCCACUGCCUUUUGUGACUCUCCUUCUUGUUCUGGUCUUCUAUGGACAAUUAGUGUCUGCCCUGGAGGAACCUCGUGAAGCCACUGAAGUCGAUUCCCAAACAGACGCAGCAGACGACAGUCGCUCAGAAGAAGCUCCAGUUGAUCCAGAGAGAAAUAUUGCUGAAACUCCCGAAGGCAGAAUACAAUCUUCUGACUCUUACCAAUCUUCUCACAACCCCGAUGGUUCUAUCUAUGGAAAAUACAAUUCUAAGGAAUGUUGCUGGGAAAGGGGACCAAGAGCGCCUAGGAUAAGAGUUGGAGAUAGGAGUCAGUCUGAGGAAAUCAAGAGGAAGAUAGAGUACGAGUUAUCCAAAAAUGUUGCAGUGAAGCAAGCUGUAUCCAAACACGCAAUGAACUGUGAAAAAAGCCACUGGUCAUCAGAGGGUCUCUCAGAUAACUGUCCCUCUGAAUACAAACGAGCUACUGAGAUCCGAUUGCCAGGCAAGAAGUGUUACAUCGUGCGACCCAAUCAACAAUGUGUGACCUACAAAAGGUGUUCCUCCAGACGCCCGUGUGCCGGUCGCAAUAUUAUUAAACGACCCAUCGCGGACAGAGGCUCUUUGCCAGUCCUGGUCAGCCGGAGGAGGGUGAGACCAAAAGAGGAUCCGUGUGACCGUGUGUACAUGCGCUCCAGUACGUGUUUACCUGACGGCUACAGGACGUUCCCGGUCUGGGUCUACUGCGAUUACAGUCGCUUCAAGCUGAUUAACUUGGAGUUACCGCAGUGUUGUUCAUGCAAACGGUACCAAGAGUGCAUACCACAAAUUUAGGUUCUUCUCUUGGUAUCCAGUGUAUGAGAAACAGCAAUAAAAAGAUCUUUAGAAAAUCUAAA
Molecule: messenger RNA, 969 nt
Organism: Magallana angulata
Lineage: Eukaryota; Metazoa; Mollusca; Bivalvia; Ostreida; Ostreidae
Exons: 5
Coding region: 89-907 (272 amino acids)
Source: RefSeq, a predicted model, not a curated record